GAUCCAUCUCACUCACCUCGGUAGUCUGGAUUAUGCUGUUUUUCACGUGCAAGUGGUACAGAAAACGAAGCUUGUACAGAAAGACAAUCAGGGGCGCCAGAGAUGAAGUACCUCUAUCAGAGCUUUCAUCAGGAGAUGACCAUAGAAAUGAUAGAAGUGAGUCAGAAAAUGCCUUGCGACAAAGUCGGUUACCAAGACAAUAUGAAAAUGUACUCUAUAAUAGGUACUCAGAUAACUACAAUCACAUAUGUUUCCGUAACAGAUCGAGUGUUCCUUUGAGAAAUGUUUUGGAUAGUAACUACGGUAAGAUAAAGUUUGAUGUAUCGCAUACGUAUGAAAAAGAAUCACAUUCAGGGGAAAGUAGCAAUGGUUGCAUUGAUGUCAGUGAAAAGUUUUAUUCCGGGGAAUUAGAUAUUACUCAAAGAAACAAAUGUACCGUAGAUAAAAAAACACACAGUUCCCGUGAACAUCAAAGAGAUACUAUAUGUACACAGAAAAAACCUGUUUCUGAUUUGCAACUGUGCAGUAUGAAUGACUUUUAUUUUAAUACCGGGAAUAGUCAAAAGGGGAAAAGUGUUUCACUUAAUUUCGAAGAGGUUGACGAGGUAUAUGGAUUCAGCAGAAAAGAUGUGCAGAGCUUAAUUGGAUUUACUUGUGAAAAAUCAAAAUUAUACCGAAAUAAUAGUGUUUGUUGA
This is a messenger RNA of Saccostrea echinata, 695 nucleotides long. RefSeq lists its product as uncharacterized. Lineage: Eukaryota; Metazoa; Mollusca; Bivalvia; Ostreida; Ostreidae. Bases 33 to 695 code for a protein of 220 amino acids. The record is from RefSeq and is a predicted model, not a curated record. The transcript has 3 exons.